Molecule: messenger RNA, 771 nt
Organism: Schizophyllum commune H4-8
Lineage: Eukaryota; Fungi; Basidiomycota; Agaricomycetes; Agaricales; Schizophyllaceae
Exons: 1
Coding region: 161-628 (155 amino acids)
Source: RefSeq, a predicted model, not a curated record
GUGACCAUUGUACGCCAUUGUAUCGGGACGAACACAGCAAUCAAACGAAGUUCUUCGCUCAUCCCGUCAUUGCGCAUAUCCCGAGCGUACCUUGUGCCCUACCAUUUCCUAACAUCGACCUUCUACCCCCUCAGCGUUGUGCUACCUCCCAUCUCGUGCCAUGCUACCUCCAAUCCCGUGUCAUGCUACAUCUCAUCUCGUGCCCUGGUCCAUCCCAUCCCAUGCCACGCCGCACCCUCACGGGGCGCGCUUUAGCCCUUCUCGUGGAUCACACUCAGCUCUUCUCGUGCAUGACGCCCCAGGACUUGUCAGUGGGUGCGCUUUACCCCUUCUCGUGAACAAUAACUGCACCCGACUUGUCUCCCUGCGCCCGACUCGUCUUUCUGCACCCGACUCGCCUCCCUGCACCCGGCCGGGUCAUCUUAGCGCUUCGGGUUGGGGUGUGGUAGCUUCCCUGACCACGCACCUCACUGCCUCCCAUCUCAUCCCAUUGCUCAAACACCUGCUCUCCAAGCUUCGCAUUCGUAUCAUGGCUCGCAAAUCCAUGCUCCAGCGUUCGCGACUUCAUGAUAGACGGCGACUGCCAAGUCCGGUCCAGGUCCCAAAUCAUGUUCUUCGCAAGCCAUGACCUUCGCAAGCCAUGACCUGCGCGCAUGUCAGCUUCGCGCCAUGGAGCGGAACCUGCUUUCCGCCUCGGGACCUUGCUUCCCCCCCUCGGGACCUUGCUUCUACCCGAGGACCUUACUUCGCGAUGCACAUGUCGGCGUAGCU